AUGAAUGCAAAUGAUCAGCAGAAAACUAUGGCAAUUGCUGAAUAUUUUCCUGAUGGAUCGAUUACACGAAUCAUUUUCAGCAAUUUUUUGACUUACGAAUAUGUGGAAAUGUUUCCUGGUCCAAAUUUGAAUGUUAUUAUUGGACCAAAUGGAACAGGAAAGAGCACAAUUAUGUGUGGUUUAUGUUUGGCAGUUGGUGGUACUCCGAAAUUAUUGGGGCGUUCCGAAUUGUUAGCUGAUUAUAUCAAACAUGGUUCGAAGAAAGGAUCUGUGGAAGUUUUCAUACGUGAUUCAAAACUUGGAAAGGAUCGAGCACUAUCGAUUGUUUUGCAUCGAAUUGGUGGUUCUAAUUAUUUUGUUGAUGGUGAGAAAGUAACACAGACAAAAUUGCGUAACAUUGCUGAAAGCUACAAUAUCCAGAUUGAUAAUCCAUGUACAUUCCUAGCACAAGAUAAAGUGAAAAGUUUCGCGGAACAAAAAUCAUUUGGUCUUCUUGCAAAUACGGAAAAAGCUGUUGGGAAGGAAUUGGUCGAUUUACAUGAAAACAUUCACAAUAUACGACUUAAUCAGUCACCUAUUUUACGUACUAAAUGCUUAGAAGAUCAGUUAAACUCCGUGCAAAGUGAAUUGAAAACAUUAAUUCCUCUAACUGAAAAUUACCGCCGACGUGAAACAAUGCGAGAACAUAUUCGACUUCUCGAAUGCAAAAAGCUUUAUUUGAAGUAUUUGGAGGCAGAGGCAAUUGCUGAAGAAAAAGCUCAAUAUAAACGACUAAAAGAAGAAGAACUUGAAGAGGUGAAGAAAUCAAUGUUACCUAUUACAAAUCGCUUGAAACAGCAAAACGUUGUCAAUGAAGAAUACAAACAUAAACAAAAAAAUGCCAUUGAUCAAUUGUUAUCAUUACGGAGAGAAACAGAAAAACUUCUUGCGAUUGAAUCAGUAGAUGAAAUGAUAUUGAGUGCAAAAAAAGAUUAUGAACGAGCUAAGAAAGAGCAUAGUGAAUGGGAAGAAAGAUUAAAUGCCGCACGAACGGAACGUAAUCUUUUGGAAGAGAAACUUGCUGCUGCGGAUCAAGAAUUUACGUCCAUGGAGAAUGAGAAUUCGGCAGUCAAGCGAGAAUAUUUGGAGUGGAAUAGAAAAGAGGAAGAAUUGGACAGGCAAAAAUCAGUAUUAAAUAAUAAAAUUGCUGAAAUUGAUUCCAGCAUACGAGCUGUUACGGAAUCGAUCGAUGCUGAGCAGCAGCCAUUUCGGAAGAAAUUUAUUGUUUUGAGAGGUAAUGGUAGAGAAAUGAAAUGUGCCGAAGCAUGGCAGUGGUAUGAAUCGCAAAAAGAGAAGUUCCAACAUCCAGUUUUUGUCCCUUUGUUAUGUAUGUCUUUGGUAAGUGACGAUGCCGCAGUUUAUUUGGAAAAUAUCAUUGCACGUCGUGAUUUAUUAAUGUUCAUAUUUUGUUGCAAAGAAGAUGAAUUAUUGUUAACAGAUAAACGACAUCCCUGGAAAAUCAAUUCUUGUAUCAUAAGCAAUGAUGAGAUAGCACGCUUUAAAAAACAACAAAAAGCGAUACCUGCACAUUUAUCUUCUCUGGGAUUUACUUGUCUGGCAUCAGAUUUAUACACUGCACCAGAUCCCGUGAAAGCAUAUUUAAACAGUGUUGCAUCGUUACAUAAAAUUCCUAUUGGUACCCAAACAACAGAGAAAUGCUUAGAUAAAGUUUGCGAAACACUGAAAAAUUCUCAUCGUUUAUUUUUGACAAAUUCAUUGCGGGUACGUAUCUCUGUAUCUCGUUACAGCGGUAAUUUAUCGGUCCGAACAGAAGCAUUGCGUACUUCUUUACGACUUCUUGUUGUUCAUACUACUUUACCUGAAAGUAAUGUGCAAAGUCUCAGUGAGCUUGAAAAACAAUUAGCAGAGCUUAAAAAACUUGCAGAAGAGAUGCGAUUAGCUCAUGAGCAUAUUGGACAGACAGAAAAAACUAUUGCACAGGGACGUGAAAAAUGUCGUAAAAAAAUGGAUGCAUUUCUCAAAAAGAAGGAUGCUCGAAAUAUAAUUUCAAGUCAACUGCGUUCGAAAGCCGCAAGAGUGCAUGCCAUUGAAACUGAUAAACCUGAUCUGACGGUUGCUGCACAAAAAUUCCAGAAAGUCAAGGAUGAAAUUAUUGCAGAAUCAUUUGAACGAGUUGAAAAAAUUGCUAAGUUGAUGAAGAAAAAGAAAUCACACAUCCAGGAUGCGUUAUUUGCAACGUUAAAUGCAAAAAAGGUAUUGACUGAAAUGGAUACAUUGAAAAAGCAAUUAAAUCAGUUCGACGAAGAAUAUGAGUCUAAAUUGGAUGCAAUCAGACUUACUGAAAUAGCUGUAAAAAAAGCAAUGCAAAGAAUAAAUGAAGAUAAGCAGCGAUUGUAUGAAUCAAUUGGUAUUGAAGAUUCGUCUACGAGUGAAGCAGCGAGUGAAGCAUUGGAAAUAUUGAAAAAAAACUUUGAUAGCUAUAAUAUUCCGAACACUAAGGAUGAAAUAGAACUCCAAAUUGCACAUGAACAAGGAAAACUUGAUGCACUAUAUAGUGAAGGAGAGAAAAAAGAUAUUGAACGUUUUGAAAAAUUAACGCUAGAAAAACAAUCUCUCAUUAAAGAAGUCACUGCUGUAAAGAAAGAUGUCAGCGAGUGGGAAAAUAAACUCGAUCGUUUGCUAGAACAGUGGCUACAUCAGUUGGAAAAUGUCGUUGGAAAAUUGAAUCAAUAUUUUAGUUCUUUCUUUCAAAAUAUGGGAUGUUCUGGAGAAGUUCAUCUUCAGAAACCUGAUGAUAAGUAUGAUAUUUCAAAGUAUGGCAUCCUAAUAACUGCCAAAUUUCGUGAAGGUGAAAGAUUUCGUGAGCUAACACAUCAGACACAAUCAGGCGGUGAACGUAGUGUGAUCACAAUGUUAUAUAUUUUAGCACUGCAAAAGCUAACAGUUGUACCAUUUCGCUGUGUUGAUGAAAUCAAUCAGGGAAUGGAUCCAAAAAAUGAGAAGAUUGUAUUCAAUAUGAUUGUAGAUAUGCUUUCUAACGAUAAUGAUUUAGCAAAAACCCAAUAUUUUAUACUUACUCCUAAACUAGUACCUGAUUUAAAAUUUAACCAAAAAACGAAAAUUCAUUGCAUUUAUAGUGGAGGAAAGCUUGAUAAACGUAAAAGCUGGAAUGUUACGGAUUUUCUUAAAACUAUGAGCAAUCAACAAAUGGUUACAGAAAUGGAAGCAGUACUGUAG
Molecule: messenger RNA, 3237 nt
Organism: Brugia malayi
Lineage: Eukaryota; Metazoa; Nematoda; Chromadorea; Rhabditida; Onchocercidae
Gene: Bma-smc-5
Exons: 30
Coding region: 1-3237 (1078 amino acids)
Biological process (GO): double-strand break repair via homologous recombination
Cellular component (GO): Smc5-Smc6 complex
Molecular function (GO): ATP hydrolysis activity; ATP binding
Source: RefSeq, a predicted model, not a curated record